ACCAGUUUACAAAACCUGAAUUGUUACUUGAAAACUGCAGGGGUGCUUCAGCAGUCCGCACUUUGACUCUUCUACCGAUAACAACACAUGAAAUUCUUGAGAUGGAAAGAAUUUUCUUUCUUCAAAGAGAGACGUAUAAUUUUUACAUUUUUAAAAAAGACAUUUUAACAAAAACCUUCAAUGGAACAGUCUCUAAGCAAGUUACGAACUGUGAUUCUAUUUCUUGUCUCGCUGGUCGAAAUGACUUUAUUCUCAGCACCACUUCUUGGCUGGCCAUCGUUGAUUAUUAUUCUUAAAGAAGAACAAAUUGCAUCACAUUUGUGUCCGAGACUCUCCAUACAAAAUGGCAGUCAAUCAAUAAAUUACCAGCACUUCUCAUUAUGUGCAGAACAGGAGAAAAGUUUGAACUUAAGUCAUAACAUUGCAGUAAUGGUAAUGGCAGUAUAUGUAUUCCUGGCAGGAUGGGCAAUAGAUAGAUAUGGUGCAAAACCAGUAAAAAUAUUUUCCAGCGCCAUGUUUUCUCUGUCGGCAGCAUUGUUUAUGUUUACAACAUCCAAAACUCCAGAAACCCUGACACCAGCACUGGUAGCCACAGUGAUUGCAAACGUUGGGCUGAUGCUCAGCAUUGUCAAGUCCGCAGUUUUGUACGGCAAAUGGAAGUCCACAGCAAACAGCAUCUUUUUGUGUGCGUUAACAUCGUCUGCUGUCACGUUUCUUAUAUUCAAGGUAACGUAUGUAUUGUAAUGAAAAAAGUCUUAAAAAUUUCCUUUUAUUAUUUGCACGUUUUCUCGUUAUUUUUG
This is a messenger RNA of Exaiptasia diaphana, 800 nucleotides long. Its product is annotated as large neutral amino acids transporter small subunit 3. Bases 181 to 744 code for a protein of 187 amino acids. Lineage: Eukaryota; Metazoa; Cnidaria; Anthozoa; Actiniaria; Aiptasiidae. The transcript is spliced from 4 exons. Gene Ontology annotation, molecular function: L-amino acid transmembrane transporter activity; neutral L-amino acid transmembrane transporter activity. Gene Ontology annotation, biological process: neutral amino acid transport. The record is from RefSeq and is a predicted model, not a curated record.